Molecule: messenger RNA, 898 nt
Organism: Arvicanthis niloticus (Nile rat)
Lineage: Eukaryota; Metazoa; Chordata; Mammalia; Rodentia; Muridae
Source: RefSeq, a predicted model, not a curated record
CUGAGCAAUCUUGUAUGUUUCCGUGUGUUGUGCUCUGAGCUCUGCUACUGGGUAUUGUGAGGGGACGCUCUGAAGUCGCGACAUGGAUGCAGUGACCUAUGAUGAAGUGCAUGUGAACUUCACUCAGGAAGAGUGGGCUUUGCUGGACCGUUCUCAGAAGAGUCUCUACAGAGAUGUGAUGCUGGAGACCUACAAGAACCUCACUGCUAUAGGCUACAAUUGGGAAGACCAUAAUAUUGAAGAACAUUGUCAAAGUUCUAGAAGACAUGGAAGGUAAUUUUUAUGUGCAAGCUGAUAUAAAUAUGCCUCUGAAAGAAUUUUAAUGUGUCCUGGAAGUUUUAAAGAAAAGCAAUAGUGUAAAAAAAAGCACUGCUUUAAGUGUAGUGAUGAUUAUUAAGUGUAGUACAACUAAUUUAAACUAUCUCCAACUAGCUUACAAAUAAAUGAGACUCAGACUAUGGUUAUUUUAUUUGGCUUUGACAAUUACUGGGAUGUAACCCUUACUCUUCUGUUUAAACUGCUGGCCUGGCUACCUCCCCAGACAUGUACUCCAGAUACCUGCUGGUUCUCCUGGCAUGUGCUCAUGGUCUCUCUCCCUCAUGGCUGCUUUCUUCUCUUUACUCGUUCUUCCUCCUUUUCAUCUCUUCUCCCCCAACCAGGUCACUCCAAUCCCACCUACCUCUAAUCUAUACGGUAAUUGGCUAUAGCCAAUUUUAUUUAACUAAUAGUUUUAAAUCAGGGAAUAAGGCUUGCACAACAAAAGUUUAUACAUGUGUGAAAUCACUCAUAGGCCUGGAUCUUCAGGUAUAGAAUUUAGCAUUACAAUACAUAGCAGCACACCAAACCUCGACAAUUCCCCUUUUUUGUCUAAAUAAAAAGGCUCCUUUUUUCGUUUUGU